UUUGAGAGCUGCUCGCUAUAUACGAGAUGGGGGGACGAUCAGUAUCUAAAUUAGACGAUGAAUUGUAUAUUUGGAAUUGACUUGCUGACUUCUACCGCUCAACACACCUAAGUCGAGGACGGAAUACAGAGAUUUGAGACUUGAGAUUUGAGGUGAGAUUCAAUGUUAUUUCAAGCAACGAAUGUCUAAUCGGAAUUAAGAGUUGUGGGACUAAUUAAAGGAAUAGAAUAUAAAACAACAUACCGCCUUGAUAUUUCCAACUUUCAACAGGUAGAUCUUGCUCAGGCACUGUAGCCAAAGUACCCAAGUACCUACAUACAUAUCGGUCGUUCGGAUAAGUAUACGCGCCGUAUGCAAUGUGUCGACUCUCUACCGGUUAGAUUAUGACAUAGUUUACUUGGAAUAGCUUCAAGAGUACUCGACUAAUAAUAAAAUGGUUGAUGUCACGUAUUGAUCCAGUAGAUGUAAGUGUAAGUUCAUAAAGUUCAAACCGGCGGCUUUAAUUUAAUCAUUGGACCAUUUAAAAAUGUUAACCCGUUGAUAGCCAUUCUGCCAUUCUGCUGCCAAUAAUAGUAUAAUAUUAAUUUACCCCACCAUUCACCAGAACAGGAAGCUGGAAAGUGUUUGUUCGACUUUACUCCGUACAUCCUCAUGUUCACAAUUAAACCACGAAUCUCUACAAAGUCAAUAUCGACGCUUCUAGAAUCAUCGAGGUUUACUUUUUCUCUCAAGGAUAGAACUUCACCCAAGCCAGCAUUCUGUUUUUCCAAUCUCUACAGUCCGUCAAGAAUCCGUAUCUCAACUUAUCUUAACCCCGCAGUCAAGUUACACCAAGCUCGAAAAGUAAAAAUGGCACCUCAGCUCGAUGGCUACUUCAAGCAGGUAGAUUCUUUGUCGGAUCAUUUUAUCGAAAGACUCCGCAAAGCAGUUGCCAUUCCAUCUGUUUCCGCAGAUGAAGAACGAAGGCCCGAUGUUGUUCGCAUGGGAGAGUUCUUAGCUGAUGAGCUCACUGCACUGGGUGCCCAAGUCGAAAAGCGACCAUUGGGCAAGCAACCUGGAAUGGAGCAUUUAGAGCUUCCCCCCGUAGUGAUCGCGCGAUAUGGAAAUGACAAGAAGAAACGCACCAUUCUCGUCUACGGUCAUUACGAUGUGCAACCUGCCGGGAAAGAAGACGGUUGGGCCACAGAACCAUUCGAGCUUACUAUUGAUGAUAAAGGAAGAAUGUAUGGCAGAGGCAGUACGGAUGAUAAGGGUCCGGUUCUUGGUUGGCUCAAUGCAAUUGAAGCCCAUCAGAAAGCUGGUGUUGACUUUCCAGUCAAUCUGUUGAUGUGCUUCGAAGGGAUGGAAGAAUACGGUUCAGAAGGCUUAGACGACUUCAUUAAAGAGGAGGCCGAUAAAUUUUUCGCAGAUACCGACGCUGUAUGUAUUUCCGAUAACUACUGGCUUGGUACCGAGAAGCCAUGCCUUACUUAUGGUAAGCUGUUUUGCAAUCCAUCCUGUAUCAUUUCUCCUCCUUCAGAUGCUCUGGGAGUCUUCGUUUAUUUGGCCUGAGUCGGUACUAAUUUACUAUACACAGGUCUUCGCGGUUGCAGUUAUUAUUCCAUUGAAAUUUCAGGUCCCGGCCAAGAUCUCCACAGUGGAGUCUUUGGAGGUACUGCUCAAGAGCCCAUGACUGAUUUGGUGAGAGUGCUUGGUAAUCUAGUAGACACGGAUGGCAAGAUUCAGAUACCAGGCUUGGCUGAACUUGUUGCUCCCCUCACAGAUGAGGAGAAAUCCCUUUACGGUGAUAUUGCAUUCACCAUGGACAACCUACAUGAAUCAUUAGGUAGCCAGACAACCAUCCACAACGACAAGGAGAACACACUUAUGGCCCGUUGGAGAUACCCAUCGCUCUCAAUUCAUGGCGUUGAGGGUGCAUUCUCUCAGCCUGGUGCCAAGACAGUUAUUCCAGCCAAAGUGACCGGAAAGUUCUCUAUUCGAACUGUUCCAAAUAUGGAACCCGAGGAUGUGGAUCGUCUCGUUUUCAAGUAUGUCGAUGAAGAAUUUAAAAAACUAGGCAGCAAGAAUACUAUACGAUGCUUCUUGCAACAUGCUGGUAAGUGGUGGGUCGCCAGUCCAAAGCACUGGAACUUUUCAAGCGCUGCAAAAGCUGUUGAGAGAGUCUGGGGUGUCAAGCCUGACUUGACUCGAGAGGGAGGAAGGUAAGUCACUCUCAUCAGCUACAUGGCUCGCUACAUGGCUCGCAAUAAUGUUAAUGUUUCUUCCUAGUAUUCCCGUCACCUUGACUUUUGAGCAGGCCACUGGCAAGAAUGUCCUUCUCCUGCCCAUGGGUAGCUCUACUGACGCAGCCCACUCAAUAAACGAGAAGUUGGACAAGAGAAACUAUAUUGAGGGUAUCAAGUUGUUGGGCGCAUAUUUGCAUUAUGUGGCGGAGGAACCAAUGGUAGAGCAAUAAGUAGCAAUACCGUGGCAAACUUCUCUGCAAAAGCUAUUUGUCUUACACAGAGGGUUUAGCAUCAAACGAUAGGAUUCUAUGCAUGUUGUCUCUACGCUGUUGUGAACAGAAUGAAUUUAAUUUAUUUGCGUGCAUCAUCACCAUCAUCAUGCUAUUAUCAUGUCAUUCUA
Messenger RNA from Sclerotinia trifoliorum, 2625 nucleotides. The record is from the annotation of a GenBank genome assembly. Lineage: Eukaryota; Fungi; Ascomycota; Leotiomycetes; Helotiales; Sclerotiniaceae.